Dreissena polymorpha is the source of this 3833-nucleotide messenger RNA. RefSeq lists its product as uncharacterized. Lineage: Eukaryota; Metazoa; Mollusca; Bivalvia; Myida; Dreissenidae. Bases 225 to 3833 code for a protein of 1202 amino acids. The transcript has 27 exons. The record is from RefSeq and is a predicted model, not a curated record.
UAGAGAUAAUGAGACGUAAUUUAGACUUUAAUCGUGAGUUAGAACAUGUGCGAUUAACUUGAAGCAGCAAAAUGGCAUGCUGAGCAUUUCGCAGAGGUGUAUGUAAGAGCAGGAAACGACAACUCUGCGUGGAGAUUGCCAAAACUGGUGUGAAACAAUACCUUUACGUCGGAUCACUUAUGCGCUCGUCGAUUACACAGUCAAGUCAAUAAUUUGAGGAAAUAAUGAAAAUCAUCGCUGUUUUCUUCACUGUGAUCUGCGUGUUAGUUUUGGAAAUUCUUUGUCGAUUAUCAACAUAUCAAUCCCGAUAUCGCCCAGACUGCGAAUAUAAACAAUGCAUGAAGCCUAAUAGACAUCAUGUAAACUGUCCUCGAUGGGGGUCUUGUCAAUGGUACUGUCAAGCAAAGCUUGCUAACUGCACAGUUGGAACCAAAUAUCACUGUGCUCGAGACCAGCGUAACCUGACACAGUUUACAAAUGCUUGCGCUGUAGAAAUAUUUUGUUUGUCAGGCGAAGAACCUCAUUUAUCUGUUCAAGAAUCAACAGGUAAAGCAUCAGUGAAUUGUCGGCCAUGUUACAAGAACAACGUGUACAACAGUCGUCUCAACACUUCAUCGGCCACGUUCAGUGAAUGUAAAAUGUUGAAGAAAAACCUUUGUAGAAAGGAGGACAACAAGAUAGACUGUGGAAAUCGAAAUUAUAUGGAACUGACGAAGACUGACGGUUAUUGUCGGUGUGAUGCAAGGAAUGGGUAUGCUGCGCGGUCACCAAAAAUGUGUUUGUAUGAAUAUGAAGUUUGCUUCGUGAAGAAAUGUCCAGAAGGCAUGGAGCUGUUAUUAAAUUACACAUGUGGUAUGCUAUGUCCUACUGGAUAUGCGAGACAACCAGCAUCAGAUAUAUGUACAAAGGUGUCAGUAACACGACCCUUUACCUCCGACAGACCUGAACUACAUUUUACCGACGUACAAACGACUUCUAUAAGAACAUCAGAUGCACCAUCAACAAAUGAGCAACUUUAUAAGCAGAUCAUCAUACCGAUUUGUCUGUCUGUAUUUGUGAUCACAAUACCACUGUCUGUAUUUGUGAUCACAAAACUAUUCAGAAGGCAGUAUAAAGGAUCUGAAUCGCAGAAUUCAAACGAACCAGAUGGUAAAGGGACAACAAACCGUGAGCAUACAUCUCCAGCAAAUGCAACGUCGUCUCCCGCUAUUCCUGUGGAUGGAGACAGUGGUGCACAAGUCACCGCGACGGCCGUAAUUGAAACCAAAGACAUCUCUGGCGUGGGUCCUAUGGAAGAUAAAGUAGAAUCCGAACCGAUUGCGAUAGCAACACCUAAAAACCAAAACACUUCAGCUGCUAUUCCUGUGGAUGGAGACAGUGGUGAACAAGUCACCGCGACGGCCGUAAUUGAAACCCAACACAUCCCUGCCGCUAUUCCUGUGGAUGGAGACAGUGGUGCACAACUCACCGCGACGGCCGUAAUUGAAACCCAAGACAUCCCUGGCGCGGGUCCUAUGAAAGAUAAAGUAGAAUCCAAACCAAAUGCGACAGAAACACCUGAAAACAAAAACACUUCAGUCCGUGCUAAACCUUCACACGACAUCUCUACCGCAGAAUCGGACAACGAAGGUUUGCCUUUGCAGAAACGGUGUGCGGAUGUGUACAUGGGUUACCAAAGUUUACCUCAGGAAGAAUUCAUCAACAUAGGCGCCUUUAUGUUCGAUACUUUAAAGGAUCUGACACUAAUUGAACCAACCUCGUGGGCAACGAUUCAUGCAAUACAUGUCGACGGAUUUGUGCCAUAUGCAAUAUCUGAAAAGAACAUCACCAAUCUAUACGAACUUUUUAGUCAUCUUAUUUGUGGAAACGAUCAAUUGAAGUGCACUCUUCAAUGUGCAGCUGCACGUUUUGGAAUUAAAUAUUUUGGAAUGUAUCUUAAACAGUUAACAGAAGCGUUUGAACAAUCCAAAACCCAAUUUAUUGACGCUAAAAUAUUCUUUGAAAUUCACGGCAUCUACAUUGAAGAAUUUCAAUUGACUGAGAAAAGUGUAACCCAAAAUCUGGAUAAGCUCUUGCAAGAAAUAUUCGUUACUGAGAUUACUGGUCCUUUUCAUGCCGAAUUAUUGGGUGGCGUUUUGGAUUGCAACAUUAUCCAGCAUUUUGAGAAUAAUCGUUUUUACGAUCGAGAUGUCAGGACGAUAACCGGCCUUAAUGUAAAUGCAGAAUCCAGAAAACGAGAACUGCACAUUUACUGGGGGAAGGCAGCCAAAAAUGAACAUAGUUAUUGUUUGAUCCCAUUGUUUAAAAAAGACGACCAAACAUUUACUCAAAAUACCAACGUUUCUCAAAUAAAGAUAAUAGAAAUGGACAGCCGAAAUUGUAUCGGAGCAAAAAUAGCAGAACAGGAAUCGAACAGCUGGAGACCAUAUUUUGAAACAUUUGAAAAAUCACAGAAUGUUGUGUAUGAGGAGCUACAAAACAUUGAAUUUCUUAAACCUGAUUGUGCUAUGAGAACAAUCGAUGUCCAUGGAUUCAAAGCAUAUAAAAAGCCCAGUGGUGAAUUCUACUCUGUCUACGAAAUGCUAAGCAACUUGCUGUGUGGAGACAACUCAUUAAUUUUCAUUUUACGACUAGCCGCAGCACGAUAUGCAAAGACGCACUUUGAAACAUAUGUUACAGAGCUAACAAAAACCUUUCAUGACUGCUUCGAAGCGAAUGUCUUUUUCAAAGCGCAUGGCAUCACAAUGAACGAACAGAUGACAUGGCCAAUGCACAAAAGAGAGUGUGUGUCUGAUGCAUUUGACAGAUUAGUGCGUGAAGCAGUUCACGACGGGAAAGGCAAUGCCCCGUUUUACGUAGAAUUUUUGAGUGGUGUCUUAAAUCGAAAAAUCAAUCAGCACUUUGAGGGGAAAACAUACGACGGGGAAAAAGUAUAUAAAAUAGCCGGCCUGAACGUGAGCUUAACUGAUGCUUCCAGUGGUUUAGAACUGCACGUUUACUGGAUGAAGUCGAAGGAUCGUGUAAAAAAGAUGUCGUACUGGAUAUUUCCCCUCUUUAAGAGUGUUCUAAAUUGCCCUGGAAUGGAACUGUGUGAACGUAUCUACGCAAUUUUAAAGAAUGAUACCGUAUUUAAGGAAAACACAUGUUUGGAUAUGAUCAACACACGUAAUAUAUUUGAAUUUGAUAAGCUGAAAGAAAAAGGCAUAAUUAAAACGGACAAAUCUUUGAUGCAGACCAUACAAACAAUCAAAGUGGAGGGAUUUACUGCCUAUGGGCUGCCUGGUGAUGAAACCUCGUGCAUGUAUGAGUUCAUGAGUUACAUGCUGUUCGGGAAUGCAGACAUGAAAUACAUCAUGCGUUUGGCUGCGAUGCGUUACGCCCUUCAAAAAUUUUGGCAAUAUGUGAACAAAUUGACAGGUGAGUUUGGAAAGCGCAAAUCUGUCAGCUCGAGAGUUAACGACGCCAAACUGUUUUUUAAAACACAUAACAUUGAGUAUAAAGAAACUGAGUCGUCAUCGAUGGAAAAGUGUGUUCUUUUGUCAUUUACUGAUCUUGUUCGUGAAAUUGCCAAUACAGGACAAGGACCAUUUUACGUGGAAUUUUUGCGUGGUGCUCUUAACUGCAAAAUUAAGCAAUUCUUUGAUUUCGGAUUAUUCAAACGAACACUUUCGGAAAUAUCCGGUUGUAAUGUAACCUUGACAACCAGUUCACCACCUGGACGAGAACUUCAUAUUUAUCGGAAGAAGACGUUUAAGGUUCACGGUGGUCAAACAAACCAUUAUAAAAUAGUACCUCUGCUUAAAAACGAGGAUCGCAGUAAAACUGAUAUUUAA